Messenger RNA from Strongyloides ratti, 354 nucleotides. RefSeq lists its product as hypothetical. The coding region runs from base 1 to 354 and encodes 117 amino acids. The transcript has a single exon. The record is from RefSeq and is a predicted model, not a curated record. NCBI's taxonomy places the organism in Eukaryota, Metazoa, Nematoda, Chromadorea, Rhabditida, Strongyloididae.
AUGAAAGAAACAUUUACAAAAAAUAAUGAAUUAAUUGAGGAGGACAAUGUAAAAGAUAUUGGAAGAAGAAAUAAUUUGAUUUAUGAAGUUAAUAGAAAAAGUAUGCCAAUGAUUCCAUUAACUGAUUUUGAAAGUUUAUCACAUGUUUUUGAGAAUCAUAAUAAUUUUAAUGGAAAAGGAAAAAGAGAGACAGAUACAAGUGAAAGUUUAUAUCUUGGACAAAAAGAAGAAAUUCCAGAUGAUAAUCAGUUACCAUUAACAACAUUUUUUCCUGAGGAUAUUGAAGGUUCCGCAACUAUUGAGCCACGUUUUAAAAAAAUAAUUUUAUCUCCAAAUUGUGGUUUAACAUGUUAA